AAAAAUUUAAACACAAAUCUUAUUCACUUAAUAACCUACCUUUUUUUUAUGCUUCCAAAACUUAAUCAGAACGAAAACUCUAAAAAUACUUCAACUGGGGAUGUAAAUCCAAUGAAUACUAGCUUAGUUUCUCUAAAAAAUAAGUUCAUGGUCUUGCCCAGCUUUUUAAAUGGCACAAUCAAUAAUACCAAUAAAAGUUCCUCAAAACAAAUUAACAUAUUUUCUCAUUAAAAUAAUGAUCCUCAGGUAAAUAGUCAGAAUAAAUGGAUACUCAGUAAAAUUGAUAAUAACACAAACAGAAUAAUCAGUGCCUAUAAAAAAUAAAAUAGCAAUUUCAUAUCCCACAGUGAAUGUAACAGUCCAGAAUUAUAGAAGAAAUCUAUGCAAUAAGCACAAUAAAAUGAGAACUAAACUAAAAGAAGAAGAAGAAUAAUAAAAAUAUGCGAUGCCGAUCUCUCUAAUUAAUAAAGCACUCAGAAUGAUAGUAAUAACACUUAAGAAACGUAAACUACAGAACCUAGUCAAAUUCCCACAAUAACGUAGUCUUCUUCCAAUAAAAAAAGAAAGCUGGUCAGAAGUAUGCUCUAUGUUUAACCUAAUACUUCUGAUUAAUUCAUUAUCUAGUAAAACGAAAAUUUGAUGUAAGCCAAUUAGGUUUAAUCGCCUCAACCAUUAUCGGCAAGUGACUAUAUUUUAAGGAAUAAGUAGCAAAUAAAUUUUUCUGAGGCAUCAACUAUUAUUAGAGACAAGGCUGAAACUUUGUCAUUAAAUAAAUAAUCAUCUUAGUCAAUUAAUUUAACUGACAAGUCUUAAACAAGUCUUUCUAGCAUUAAAUCUCUAAGCCACUAGCGCACUCAAUCCUCAAUACAGUUUAUUGGUAGCACUGAAAAUGAAAAAGAAUGUUCUCCCAAGUCUGAUAAUUAAACAUCAUAGAUAAAUCUAGUUUAAAAUGACUAAGGAAUGAAAUGUUAGCUUUCUCAUCCUAAUUUCAAGAGUAUUUUAAAAUGUUCAUCAUAAAAAUAGACAGCCUCUCCAUAUAUAAGAAUAUCUAAAAAAUAAGUAAGUUUCAGCUAAAUAAAGUAAGUAUUUUGA
Tetrahymena thermophila SB210 is the source of this 1092-nucleotide messenger RNA. RefSeq lists its product as hypothetical. NCBI's taxonomy places the organism in Eukaryota, Ciliophora, Oligohymenophorea, Hymenostomatida, Tetrahymenidae. The transcript has a single exon. The record is from RefSeq and is a predicted model, not a curated record.